CCCGCCCCCCCCCCCCUUGAUUUCUCUGAAUCCGCAGGCUGUAAUGAUGGUGGUGAUGCUCCGAGAGCAGAGCCCGACACACUGCACCACAACCCCGCACCCUGCUGUGAGCCUCCCACGUUGGGACACUCGGAUACCGGAUUUCCAUACCGAUGCUUGAGACAAACGACCGGGUAACAAACUACCAAGCAGCUCCAUUCACACUCCACCCUGUCUGCGGGAUGAGACGCGGGGGUUGCAGCGGACGGAAACCCCAGCUUUGAAAACCGCAACCUGCGUUUUGCUGCACCUGCUUCGAUGUGCAUGCACCGAUUGUUUUGAGCACCAGAGAAGAGGAGGAGGAGGAGGUGGGGAGGUGGGGGGGAUAAAGAUGUUGGGGCGAUGCUACCGGGGGAAACUGUCGGUGUGGGCCGCUCUGUGCGUGUUGGUGCUCUGCUGGUUCUACAUCUACCCCGGCUACAGACUCCCACGCGAUAAAGAAAUAGUGGAGGAGGUGCUGAGGCAGGGGGAAGCAUGGGAGAAGAACCAGACCGGCGUCGAUCUGUACAGGAAGCUGCUGACGGAGUGCUGCGAUCCCAAGAAGAUGUUUGCGGUCACCAAGGAGAACUCGCCGAUGGGCAAGGUCCUGUGGUACGACGGCGAGUUUUACCACUCGCACACCGUCAACAAGGAUACCUACCCGCUCUUUGUGAAGAACAACCCUCUGCAACUGCCCCUGAAGAAGUGUGCCGUGGUGGGCAACGGUGGCAUUCUCCAGCACAGCAAAUGUGGACGGGACAUUGACCAGGCUGACUUCGUCAUGCGGUGUAACCUUCCUCCACUUUCAAAGGACUACGUGGAGGACGUGGGAACCACAACGCAUCUUGUCACAGCCAACCCGAGCAUCAUCGAGAAAAGAUUUCAGAACCUCCUGUGGUCGAGAAAAGCCUUUGUAGACAGUAUGAAAGUCUAUGGCUCCAGCUACAUCUACAUGCCCGCAUUUUCCAUGAAGCCUGGCACUGAUCCAUCACUGCGGGCGUACUAUGCCCUAGCGGACACCUCCUCCAACCUCACCAUGCUCUUUGCCAAUCCUGAAUUUCUUCGCACGGUGGGAAAAUUCUGGAAAGGCCGAGGCGUCCACGCCAAACGCCUCUCCACAGGGCUCUUUCUAGUCAGCCUGGCCUUGGGGCUGUGCGAGGAAGUGACGGCCUAUGGCUUCUGGCCGUUUUCAGUCGGCCUGGACGAGCAGCCAGUGAGCCACCACUACUACGACAACAUCCUGCCGUACAAAUGGUUCCACGCCAUGCCAGAGGAGUUUGUCCAGCUCUGGCACUUACACAAAAGUGGCACAUUGCGCAUUCGAGUGGGACAUUGCACUCCGCAGGAAGGAGGGAGUUAGAGCUGGUUCAAGGAGUUAAUUGGAGUUCAGUAAGGCUGCAGGAAACGGAUUCAAAACAGGAAGUUCGUGUAAAAAUGGGUGCUCAAAUGGUUGGAUCCAUCCUUCGGCUCUGCAUCCAUGUCCAUUCACUCUCCUGCUAUCCCUCCACAGCUAAUCCCUGAUUUCCAUGAGAAUGUCCUCCACCCAGACCAGCAGCAUCAGGGACACACACACACACACACACACACACACAAUGUCAAAUAUACAUACAUUCAAAUAUGCCAUUUCUCCGUCCUUUUGUUUCUUAACUUCUUGUGUGCAUGGAUGUGUUUUUAUUUGGGAAAAGCCUCAGCUGGGACUAAAAAAAAGGUUAUAUUUUGUAGGUUUGGAUGGGUGGGGAAAGAGUUCCUUUUUUUAUGCUGACUACUGUAUCUGACUGACAUAUGGGGCAGCUGGACCAAACCCCCCUCCCCCUCUGGGUCUUUGUUAAUCAAACACAGAAGGAGAAGAGGAACAGAGGGGGUGAUAAAACGCACUGACAGACUGGCAAAUGCAAGAAAGAAGGGAGAGAUAGUGGUGUCCUGUACCUAGAAUCUUGAAUAGGACAUUAAACGGAGGGGGAAAACACAGGCAGGGGGGAGAAAGAGUGAAAGCUGGCUGGUUUGUGUAUGAAAGGAUUUUCUCUGCUUUUCUUCAACCAACGAAGCACUCAAUUGGCAUUCUCUAGUGCCAAAUAGAGCUGUAGUUCAAAGCAGGAGCCAUUAGAAACGGCGUCUCAAGUACUAUAUACUGUCGAAUGUUAAGCCAAGUUGCAUUUUUAAACCCUUCACCGAAAAGGGAACAUGAGAACAUCCCGGUCUUCAUGUUUUUUUUUUUUGUUUGCCAAAUGUGAUUUAAAUGUGAACUAUUGUUUAUUGGUGGCCACGAGUAGAAGGGAGAUAUCAUUAUAGACUUGUGGAUUCAGAAUUCAUUGCAAUUAGAAAAAGAAAAUUCACAAAAAAAGUAGCUCUCAGACCAGCUAUUUGGUACAUUCCAGUCUCCAGCAGGCUCCUGGAGUCAAAAACAGCCUGAUUUACUUCUGUAGAGUGUGCAGUUACAAAGAAACCUCUUGGUAACUGUUCUAUACUUGCCAAGUACCAAGCCAAGGGAACAGUGUCUCUUUGAUACACUCUCUCAAACUGCUCUUGUGCUCCUCAAUGGCAAGAUAUUAAGAGAGACAUUAACAGAAAAGACGAUUCAGGACUUGAUGUCACAAAAUGGGAUUCUAAUUCAGUAUAUUCAAAGGUUGGAAAUUUUCCUCUAAAGUCACAUUCAGGAUGGGAAGCUCAACUGGCAAUAUGUCCAGGUUUGUAUGUUAUUUUAAAAAACGUUAUCUAACAAGUAAUUAUUGUUUCACUGCAUCUUGUUUGAUAAGCACCUCAAAAGACAUUAGAGCACACAAAUGUGGAAAUUAGGUAGUUAAAUUACCAAAUUAGAUAACCCAUCCCAAUAGCUAAUAUUAGCAAUUAACUCAUUCCUGACUAACAUUACUGCCAACAUUAGCUACUUUAUUAUUCUUUGAUUGUAAAAAAAUAAAAAAAAACAACUUGUGUUGUUAGCUGGUUGUCUGCAAAUGAUAGCUGUUGUUUGAUAGAAGCCAUGCAUGAAAAGACAUAAAAUCCUUGUUUUAGGUUAAUUUAGCCAGCUAACGAUAAUGUUAGCUCGGUCUUUGUUUGAAUGCUGAAAUAAGCUUUUAUGGAGCGACAUCAGGGCAUACUUUAAGAUAAAAUUAAGCUAAGAUUAAGCUAACAAAUAUCAACUUCAGGGAAGAGAUUUCUUUCCUCACGUGUAUCCUGUGACCUCCAUGUGGACAGGAUGUAGCUGAAUGCUAACAUCUGUUAUCUUACAGUAGCUAAUUAGAGACUUUCAAUUUAAUUUCCUGUUGCCAGACUGGAAAACCUGUAAUAUAAAAGUAUGAUGUGAUAACAGCUGUUGUGCUUCCCAUCAUCUGUGUGAUGUUAGAGGACAAUAUCUACUGUGUAAAUAUAGGGAAGAGGUGAUAUUUGUUUUUGCUUUGGUUGCUGGACACUUCAUAAAAUAAUUUACCCAUGUGCUAAUCAGCAUUACAAUUUUGCAUCAAAGUACAGAAAGAACUGAGCCUCUGUUCUGUGCUUCUUUUUAAAUUGUGAGAUUUUUGUUGUAGUUUCUUUACAUUUAUUUCUUGCACAAGGGAAAAAAAAAACAUGCUUAAAGUGACAGACAACAAAAACAUUGUUUUGUAUUUUUCCUGGUACUUGUAGACCUUGAGGAUACUUGUUUUGAAAUUGUUGUUUCUUUUAAAUGUUAUUUAAGAGUGAUUCAUGUGACUGUGCCAUAUUGUCAAUGCCACAACAAAACAGAAGACUCUGCAUGGUAAGUGCAUGGAGCGUACCACAAUCCUGGAAAGUACUCCUUGGACUCUAGGUACCAAACAUGCUGUUAGGGUAAUGUUUUAUCCUUUUAUCUAAUCCUCGUUUGUUAAACUGAGUAAGGUCCAGUGCCUUUGGGAUGAAUGAAGGCACAACAAUCAUUGAAACAAGGAAUAUUUCUAAUGUUGAUCGAGGUCUUAAAUGUUUUCAAACUUUGAUUUUCCUGGCCAAACUCGGCUCUGUGGACCCAUGACGUCAUGUCAAAUCUGCUUAAAGAGCUACAUGUUGUAAGGUAAUGAAAAAAAAUGUGAUAUUUCCAGUCCAAGUGCACAUGUGGCUCUGCAAGUACUGAACUUGAUGAACGUUUUGACCAAUUUGCUUUUAGUUGUGACGUUUCUUUUUUGCACCUUUUUAUCAUUUGCUCUCCUGCCCAGUAUUGUGAAUGAAUGAGAUGUGACAUAUUGUGGAUUUUAAGUAAGCAUGAUGAUUUUUAAUGUUUAUGUGCUUUUGGUACACAGAUUUGUUAUGUAUUUCCAUUAUCUUCUGAAUCAUGGCCUCAUUCCAUCCUAUCUGAGCAAUUAGAAAAACACUGCAAAGCUUAGAUUUCUUACAAAAAGGGAGAUGAAUCAGUCAUGUAAAUAUUGGGACUGUUAGCAUUACAACCAAUUAAUUUAGAUCCACAUUCAUUCUUUCACAAUAUGUUUUAUCAAAAGCUAUGGGCUUCGUGUAGCUCAUCAGGUUCGAAUAAAUGGAAUUCAUUGAUAACAAGAAUCAGGGUAUUUUUGGUACUAUGUUCUUCCUGCUAUAACCUGCACAGCUAACAUGCAUACGCUGGGAUGCUUCAAUUCUCCUCUCUGUACAUUUUCACUCCAAGUCAAUUUAUUUAUUUUUUUUAAUUCAGCCCUUUUUUCAAACAGCUUUUAUUAUUGACUGAGCGUUAAAACAGGAUUACCAAUAAGGGGGCAGAUAAUCAAUGAUUUUUAGAUUCACACUACAGGCUCCAUAUCAAACCAACACACCAAAAUGGAGCGUUCUCUGCAAUUUCAUCAUCAUGCUUGUAUCUUUCUACUUUAUCACAUAUUGUUAGUGUCAAAUUUUAGAAAUGGCAAGCCGUUCCUAAAAUUGAGAUGCAUGGGAAGAAUGAUACCAAACAUCAUUCUGGCGUCUGGCAGUCAACCUUGUAGCUAGCUUAGCUCAGCAUGAAGACUAACAAAAAGGGAAACAUUUUGCUAACAUUACCUCUAAAGCUUGCUCUCAUGUUUUUUGUGCAUUGAAUCAGUGCAUGUUACAGGGUAUCAGCAUUGAGUAGAAGCAUGAAACCAACAAAAACUGCAGCUAUCAGGAGGUUAGCUUGGCAUAGCAGAAAGACUGUCACGGGGUAAACAUGUAGCCAAUGUUGAAAAUGCUCUUAUUACCAUGUUUUUGUGUGUUGAAGAUGCAAGUUUCAGUUUGAAUUUGCAUUGAAAACCAGAUACAAGUACAGUGAAACAUUAAGCUAAUGCUGGGCUACAGCCAGCAGGUUUACUUACAACUAACUUACCAGUACCUCAGAUUCUCAGACAUUUCAAUGAACUCUUGAUGUUUUCACAUUUAAAGCAAGGUAUGAGUACUGCAUAAGCAGCAGUGGAGCAUGAAGCUAACAUGGAACUACAGCUAGCAGCUGUCAGUUAGCACAGAGGUUAUAACGGGGGGAACAGCCAGCUCGUCGUUAUUUCUCAAGCUUUCUAAUGCUUUACUUAUAUUAAAAGUGAGAUAUGAGCACUCAAUAAGCAUAAGUGAAGGUUGCUGUCCUGUCAAAAGGUGCUGUGUAGCUAAAAUGACAGAUGGCUAGACUUUCUGCAGUCUUCAGUCAUAAUGCUGAGAUACACCAACAGGCUAAGCUAACUGUCAUAUUAGCCACACAGAUAUGAUAGUAAUAUUACCCACUAAAUACGCAAAUUUCCUGAAACGUCACACUAUUUCUUAGAAGUUGAAUAAUUUCUUAGUGUUAAACCGACUUCCUGGUGUAACAUGGCAGAACAAAAUUGAUUAUGACAGCUAGGACUUCACAAAGAAACUACUUCUCGUCCUUUUUUUUCUUGACCGUUCCUGUUAAAGAGUCACAUUAAUGAAAGUACAGUUUGUGUGGAAUGCAGGGUGACCUAUUGGUUAGAGAUUGGUCAUGUAGAGGCCACAUGCUUGAUACCCGUAGCACCCAUUUGAAUAGCGUAAGUGUCCUUUAGCAAGACACCAAAUUCCUAAAUGAUAACAGUGUGAAACUUGCCACUGUGUGACUGUUAGCACUGUAACCUUCCUUCACCUCUUAUUGAUAAAAGCUUCUUCUGUUGAAAACCUCAAGUCAUCAAUGCCAAUGUCUUCUUACAGGUUUAACACAGCAGAUUCUCAGAUGCAGAUUUUAGUCACUGUUAUGGCUUUACCUACCGAAUGAUGUGAGAAAUGUAAUCUCAAAUGGGUCAAACAUUAAAAGCAACUACACUUUAUAUUAUUUUAACCAUGAUAAAACAGAAUUAACUAGUUAAAGCCCCUCUGCAAAUACAUUUUUAUGUAAUUACUGCAUCUUGUCAUAUGUCUGAAACGCGGAUGGAGUUGGUAAAGGAGAUGUAUAAGUGGGGGACAAUACUGUCUUUUUAAAUACCACCACUGGGGUUGACAAAUGACAUUUUCCAAUUCUCCACAUAGUGACCUUGUUAUCCCAAGAUUGGUUAAUCUAAACAACAUGUGUAAAUGUGCUUUAUUUGCCUUGAUUGACUGAAUUUCUGUUGAAAUUCUUAUUAGAAAAGAUGAUGGAAAAAUAAACCUUCUGGAGGCA
Molecule: messenger RNA, 6553 nt
Organism: Labrus bergylta (ballan wrasse)
Lineage: Eukaryota; Metazoa; Chordata; Actinopteri; Labriformes; Labridae
Gene: st8sia1
Product: ST8 alpha-N-acetyl-neuraminide alpha-2,8-sialyltransferase 1
Biological process (GO): oligosaccharide metabolic process; N-glycan processing
Molecular function (GO): alpha-N-acetylneuraminate alpha-2,8-sialyltransferase activity
Source: RefSeq, a predicted model, not a curated record